UCUUUCUUUCUCUCUCUCUCAAAAGUCAAAAGUGAAUAAGCCUUUACCAUUUAUUCAUAGAGCUUAUCCAAACACAGAGUUUUCUCCUAUGGAAUCUUCUCGAACUUGGAGAUACAGCGUCUUCCCAAGCUUCCAUGGGCAAGAUGUUCGUAAGACUUUUCUGUCCCAUUUACGCCGACAGUUUAACUCAAAAGGGAUUACGAUGUUUGAUGAUCAAGAUAUCGAGAGAAGCCAGACCAUAGCCCCUGCUCUCAUAGAAGCGAUUAAAGAAUCGAGGAUAUCUAUCGUGGUUCUCUCAAAGAACUAUGCUUCCUCAAGUUGGUGCUUGAAUGAAUUGGUGGAGAUAUUGAAGUGCAAAAAUUUAGUGAUGCCAAUCUUCUACCAAGUUGAUCCAUCCCAUGUUCGGAAACAGAUAGGAGAUUUUGGGAGGGCUUUCAAAAAAAGUUGUGCAAGUACCACAAAGGAGGAGAAGCAGAGAUGGAUUCAAGCUUUAAUCGAUGUGAGCAACAUAGCUGGAGAACACUUGCUAAACUGGGAAAAUGAAGCAUUUAUGAUUGAAAAGAUAGCCAAAGAUAUUUCAGAGAAACUAAACGCUACACCGUCUAGGGAUUUUGAUGGGAUGGUGGGACUUAAAGAUCACGUAAAGGAACUAAGAUCUCUGCUAGACCUAGACUGUGAUGAAGUGAUGAUGGUAGGAAUAUGUGGCCCUGCAGGAAUUGGUAAGACUACCAUUGCCCGGGCUUUACACAGCCAACUCUCAAGCAAUUUUCAGCUAAGUUGUUUUAUGAAGAAUAUUAGGGGAAGUCUAAAUCUUGGGCUUGACGAGUAUGGUCGGAAGUUGCGUUUACAAAAACGACUUCUUUCAAAGAUCCUGAACCAAAAGGGUAUGAAGAUAAAGCAUUUAGGCGCAAUAAGAGAUAGGUUACAUGACCAAAAAGUUCUUAUCGUUCUCGAUGAUGUGAAUGAUCUUGUACAGUUGUAUGCUUUGGCUGAUCAGACCACGUGGUUUGGUCCUGGAAGUAGGAUUAUCGUGACAACAGAAGACAAAGAUCUUUUGCAGCAACAUGGAAUAAACAAUGUCUACCAUGUGGAUUUUCCAUCUAGAGAAGCAGCUCUUGAGAUCUUUUGCAGAUGUGCUUUUAAACAAAGCUAUCCACCUGUUGGGCUUCUAAAGCUUGCAGCAAGUGUAACAGAGCUCUGUGGUAAUCUUCCACUGGGUCUUAGUGUCAUAGGUUCAUCUUUACUCGGAAAAAAUGAGGAUGAGUGGAAAGUUGUAAUGCAUAGACUAGAAACUAGUCUUGAUCAAGAUAUCGAGGCAGUACUUAGAGUCGGGUACGAGAGCUUACAUGUGGAAGACAAAGCUUUAUUUGUCCGCAUUGCAGUUUUCUUCAACUAUAAAGAACGUCAUCUUGUGACGGCCAUGCUUCUUGACUGUAACUUGGAUGUUGAAUAUGGGUUGAACACCCUCACCAAGAAAUCGCUCAUAAAUAUAUCUAGGAAUGAGCAAAUAGUGAUGCAUAAGCUACUACAACAAGUGGGUAGACAUGCCAUUCAAAGACAAGAACCUUGGAAUCGCGACAUCUUGAUAGAUGCUAAAGAGAUAUGCGACGUCCUUGAAAAUGAUAGAGGUACCCAAAUUGUGUCAGGGAUAUCAUUUGAUAUAUCCAUAAUUGGCACAGUGUCUUUAAGUCAGAUGCCUUUUAAAAGAAUGUGUAAUCUCCAAUUCCUCAGUGUCUUUAAGACAGGAUAUGAUGGAAAAGACAGAGUGCACAUACCAGAGAAUAUGGAGUUUCCACCUCGUCUAAGGUUACUACAGUGGAAGGCAUAUCCGGGGAAAAGUCUUUCUCCGAAAUUUAAUCUGGAAUAUCUUGUUGAACUUGAUAUGGAGUGUAGCCAGCUCGAGAAGCUAUGGCAAGGAACUCAGCCUCUAGCAAAUCUCAAGAAGAUGUCGUUGUUAAAUUCAUGGUAUCUAAAGGAACUUCCGGAUCUUUCAAAUGCUACAAAUCUCGAAUUAUUGGAUCUGAGAGCUUGCGAGAAUUUGGUAGAGCUCCCGUCCUCUUUUUCUAGUCUGCAUAAACUAAAGUAUUUGGAUAUGAGUGGAUGUAGAAGGCUACAAGUUGUUCCACUUCACAUCAACUUGAGAUGUCUCGAAUUGGUCAACAUGAAUGGGUGCUCACGGUUAAAAAGCUUUCCAGAUAUUUCUACAAACAUCACUUCAGUCGACAUAUCAUACACAGCUGUGGUAGAACUACCUGAAACAGUUAGAAGGUGGUCUCACCUUCGUAGUCUCCAAAUGUACAAAAGUAGAAACCUCAAGGCAGUAACACAUGUCCCCAUAAACCUAACAUAUCUAGACCUGAGCGAGACUGGAAUUGAGAAGAUUCCAGAUGACAUCAAAGCUGUUCAUGGGUUACAAUCUUUAUUUCUAAGUGGCUGCAGAAAACUCGCAUCACUGCCAGAGCUUCCUGGUUCGCUCACAUACCUAUCAGCAAACGAGUGUGAAUCACUUGAAAGCGUAUCUUGCUCUUUUGGGCAAAGCACUCCAUACGUUGAACUCUGUUUCACCAACUGCUUCAAACUAAACCAAGAAGCACGAAGAAGGAUUAUUCAACAAUCAUUUCCUUAUGGGUGGGCAUCCUUACCUGGAAGAGAGUUGCCCACUGAGAUAGAUCACCAAUCUACAGGAUCUUCCAUCACCAUUCCUCUGGAGGGAAAGAAUCCUUUCUCUGCCAUCUUAGGAUUUAAGGUCUUCCUCGUGAUUUCACCUAACUAUGAUGCUGAAGAAUCUAGAAAUUUCACCUUAUUCUGUCGUCGCAUAGGUGGCCCCAUUGAUGCAACACCUGUUUAUAUUAUCCCCAAACCUCGAGCGGAACAUCUGGUUAUGUUUCACUUUGACUUGCUUAACCAAGAGAAAUAUCUUGAAGUUGGUAACGAGAUACGGUUUGAAUUCAGCAACAUUUCCAACGCCUAUGAGAUUAUUGAGUGUGGUGUCCGAUUUUAUACAGAUGAAGAAGGUAGAAGCAGUGACGGGCGAAAUGAUUAUGAGAUAGACCAAGUGUAUGAAGAUGACUGGAGCUAUGAGAUUGGACCUGGUGAAGCGUCUGAAUACCCUGAGAACAAUGGAAAUAUCGAUAGACUAAUCUGUGACUCAGGGGAAGACAAUAUCGAAGGCAACAAACAUAUAGACUGUUGGAGUUGGCUCGUCCUCUGUUUUGAUGUCUCACAUAUCGUGACAACCAUUGGAAGUUUAGUUUGGGGAGGAAGCUGAGAUAGAAGCCAGAAGGGGAAUAACAUACGGGAGAAGUCGACCAAAUUUGCAAGUGAGGAAAGAUCUAAGUCACUUGUUGUGUUUUUGUCAAUCUGAUACGUGAUAAGCACGCGAUUGUGACGGACAUACGAAAUAUAGGUAUUUUAUGUGCUCAUUUUCAUUACUGUUGCGAUAAACUAUGACUCAAAUGUGUCGGAUGAUUUAGCGCAUGAUUUGAUUAUUGUUUCAUCUACAUGAUAUCAGAUAGGAUGUAGUUGGGGAGUGAAUGAUACUGUAAAAGCAGCUGCACUUUAUAUGUUUACAGUACUGUUUCUCAUGGAAUAAGCUUAUAUUGUCUGUCGUUCUGAGA
Molecule: messenger RNA, 3617 nt
Organism: Camelina sativa (false flax)
Lineage: Eukaryota; Viridiplantae; Streptophyta; Magnoliopsida; Brassicales; Brassicaceae
Product: Disease resistance protein (TIR-NBS-LRR class)
Biological process (GO): signal transduction; defense response
Molecular function (GO): ATP hydrolysis activity; ADP binding
Source: RefSeq, a predicted model, not a curated record